Messenger RNA from Salvia hispanica, 1627 nucleotides. Its product is annotated as zinc finger CCCH domain-containing protein ZFN-like. Gene Ontology annotation, molecular function: mRNA binding; metal ion binding. Lineage: Eukaryota; Viridiplantae; Streptophyta; Magnoliopsida; Lamiales; Lamiaceae. The record is from RefSeq and is a predicted model, not a curated record.
UUUUUUUUCUCUCUUUCUGUGGAGGAGAGAGAGCGCCGUAUUGCGCCAUUCCUUUUGUUCGCUCAAAAUCUCACUGCUACUCUGGCAGCUCGUCAUGUCAUGUGGAUGCGGCUGGUGAAUUCCAAUGUCGCGACCUUCCGUCACCGCCGCUUCCUCCUCCAUGCACCACCAAGAUGUUUUGUGGCCAAUAACCAUGAGAUCAAGGGAACAAAUGGAGUCUGGACCUUAUCCUGUUCGUGAAGGUGAACUGGAUUGUUCAUACUACAUUAGAACAGGAGUGUGCCGGUUUGGGCCUACAUGUCGAUUCAACCACCCCCCCAACAGGAAACUGGCUAUUGCAACAGCAAUGAUGAAAGGUGAAUACCCAGAAAGGAUAGGACAACCUGAAUGUGAGUAUUAUUUAAAAACGGGGACAUGCAAGUUUGGAGGCACAUGCAAAUUUCACCAUCCUCGAGACAAAGCUGGGAUUACCGGACGAGUUGCCUUAAAUGUUUUGGGAUAUCCACUUCGCCCGAAUGAGAUAGAAUGUGCAUAUUAUAUAAGAAAUGGACAGUGCAAAUUCGGGAGCACUUGUAAAUUCCAUCAUCCCCAGCCAUCAAACAUGAUGGUCUCUUUACGUGGUUCUGCUGUAUAUCCUGCAAUUCAUUCUCCUACAACCAAUCAGCUGUCAUAUCCAUUGUCAAGAGCUUCUUUUAUUGCCAGUCCAAGGUGGCAAAGCCCUUCAAGUUAUACACCACUUGUCAUGCAACAGGGAGUGGUAUCUGUCCCUGGAUGGAACAUAUACAGUGGUCAACCCAGUUCAGCUCUAUCUUCUGAAAACCAACCCCCUUCAGCAGUAAACAUCCAGAAUGAUGGAGCGUCACAUCAGGGAGACUCUGGAAAUAUUGCAUCUGAGUAUGGUUCUGUACCAAUGGGAUAUUAUACAUUCCAAAAAGAUAAUGUAUUUCCUGAGAGACUAGGUCAGUCGGAAUGCCAGUUUUAUAUGAAGACUGGGGACUGCAAAUUUGGUGCAGUUUGUAAGUUUCACCAUCCUAAGGAAAGACUGAUUCCUGUUCCUGACUGUCACUUGAGUCCAAUUGGACUUCCUUUACGCCCGGGGGAGCCUGUAUGUGUAUUCUACUCACGAUAUGGUAUCUGCAAGUUUGGUCCGAGCUGCAAGUUUGACCACCCCAUGAGAGUUUUUGCAUACGAUACACCUGCAUCAUCAUCAACUGAUUCUGCAGCCAUUCGCCGUUUUUUGGCCUCUUCACCGGGAACAGUUCCAGCAAAUUUCUCCUCAGAUGGACUCAUGGAUGGAAGCUACACAAACAAUAGGCGGCUUUCCUUGUCAGAGGCUAGACAAAAACCCUCGGGUGACAAUAACGCUGACUCAGAGUGAAAAUGUUUCUUCCAAAAGUAAUCGAGUUAUUGCCUUAUAUAAUCUUGGAAGAUAAAUAAAUAACAGCUUCCUGUAAAUUCAUUUCCGUGGCUGGAGAUGUACAGAAUUCAAUUCCAAGUCAAUCUGCUUUUCUGAAGAUGCAGUUCAGUUGACUAGAUUCACUUCUUAAACUUGCUGCUAUGUAAAAGUCUGCAAAUGUUGUCACAUUUCUUAAAGGCAGUAGUGGAUGAUUCCUUUUUUUGACAGCCA